Messenger RNA from Dibothriocephalus latus, 336 nucleotides. Lineage: Eukaryota; Metazoa; Platyhelminthes; Cestoda; Diphyllobothriidea; Diphyllobothriidae. The record is from the annotation of a GenBank genome assembly.
AUGUGCCCCGACACCGUCUCCAAACAUUUGUCACCGCGUGAAUCCGCCAAAUUUAUCACGGAGCACGCGGACCACGUAAAGGUCAACAGUGCUGCGAUUCAGCCUUUAGCACAGAAGUUCUACGAUGAUCUCAAGACGGGCACUUUUGGCUCCUCGUGGACAGACAUUCCGAUGCACCGCAAGACUAUGGACGCCUCCACUGUGCGUUGGAUAUUUUUGGUUGACUCUCUCAACUUCUCCUUCUGGACUGAGGACGUGAAGUAUGCCGUCUCCUUCCGAGGCGAAAAUCAUACGGGUUAUAUGGCGCUCUGUGCUGCCGUGAAUCGAGCGCUCGAG